Hippocampus comes (tiger tail seahorse) is the source of this 1484-nucleotide messenger RNA. RefSeq names its product myelin and lymphocyte protein-like. The coding region runs from base 1 to 333 and encodes 110 amino acids. The record is from RefSeq and is a predicted model, not a curated record. NCBI's taxonomy places the organism in Eukaryota, Metazoa, Chordata, Actinopteri, Syngnathiformes, Syngnathidae. The transcript is spliced from 3 exons.
AUGUCACAUGAUGAAAAAAACUUGAAAACCGUCGUGGAAUCUCGGAAUUCCUGCUAUGUUUUCAAUUCCCCCUUUUUGCCGCAGGAUACGUUCUACCAUUUCUUGGCGGUGGUGUUCUACUUGAGCGCGUCGGUGAUCUUGGCGUAUAUCACCGUGCUGAAAGGCUGGGGAAUCACCAUCAACUCGGGCGGCACUGUGUCGCUUGUGCCCCUCAUCCGAGAAGGCCUCAAGAUCUACAGGCUGGAUAUCGCCGCUGUGGUGAUGUCAUACUUGGCCACGCUCCUCUACUUCCUGCAUGCCAUCUUCUCCGCCAUCCGCUGGCAGAGAGCCUAAAGGGGAACCCCAAAAAUGUCACUGGCCUCAUCCUGAACACAGAACCACUUAUUCAUACUUUCAUUAUUAUUAUUAUUAUUAUUAUUAAUAUAUUUUUAAAAUAUAAGCUGUGACAAACAAGUUACAAAAGUCACAUGACUGAAUGAGCGGUAAACAAACUAAAUGUCACAUGUGUGAGGUCCUACUAAUCAAAUAAGCAAAUAUUAUUACAUUAUAAAAUAUUUGGCAUCCGAAAAGCAUAAUUAAUUUUUUUCAUUUCCCCCCCCCCCACACACACACACACUUUUAUAACACAAAAAUCUAAUAACGUUUUACAACAAAAGUUUGUUGUGGAAAUAAAAAUUUAAGUCGUCGUCAUUUUAAAUUUUUUGGACAAUUUAAAUAUGGAAGUUUUUAUUAAAUGAAAAAAAGGAUGAGAAAAACAAACAAACAAAUUAGGAUGAAAAAAACUUGAAAACAAUCUGGGGAUUUAGCAUUUUUAGCAUUGCACAUCUGUCAUAUUUAUACAGUUUAUGAAAUCAACUCUAUAGUUUAAAGAUAAUUAAAAUAUUAUUUUUCUUUCUUUUCAACAUGCAGACAUCAACAAAAAAAAUGAAUAUCCAAAAAUUCCUCAAAUGCUCCAAAUUUGGCUUAUAUUUUGCAUUUUUAGCAGUGUACAGUCGCACUGUACUAAGUUAAAUAAUUCUUUUGUGUAGGACUUCUGUAUUUUUUCAAAAAUAAUACAAAUGAAGAAAAAUCAACACUCUUAAAUGCAAAAAGGAGGCAAUGCUUUACAUUUAGCUGAAAAAUUAAAAAUAUACAAAGAUCUUUAUGCCAUAAUUGCUUCGAAAUGGGGGCUUAAUUUAGCAUUUUUAAUGCUUUGUUUAUAAAAUGCAAAACAAUAAAAAUAAAUAUCCAAUUCAGAUACAACUUGAAUAUGACCUUGCAAUUACUUUUGAAUGAUUUUCAAAUGUUAUAAAAAUAAAAACACCAAAUCCCCCGAACCAAUUGUCAAAUAUUUCACUUUUUCAUUGCAGCGUGUCCACCGUUUUCAUGUAUGAGUUACAAUAUUUUUUGUCAUGUAUGAUUGUCUACUAAAUUGUCAUUCAAGAGAACACGGUGAAUGUAACUAAAGAUCAUUCUGUUUUACAAUACAGACCAAGUGUCCAUUU